AUGCAACACGACUCUGAAAGCGAAUAAUAAUAUUUCAACGAUGCUGAUGAAUACUUUCUCAAUCUACCACAAAAAAGUUGGGAAUUCAAACGAGUCAGAGUGCCAAAUGUCCUCCCUGGAGCCAAAGAUAUCUACGUCAAAAAGUGGGUCAAAGUCAAUAAUCUUUAUGAUACCAAAUCAUAUAAACCAAGAAUCAAUUAUUAAGCCUCAAUCAAUAGGACACAUCAAGAAUUGCAAAGACUUCUAGCCAACAGCACUACUAACCCUCAAGAAUUGAGUUCAUUAUUACAAAAAAUGACUCAAAUGAAAAAGGUAUCACGCCCCUCACUUUAUUAGUAGGCUGUAGCUUAAUAACCUAAAAUAAAAAAAGUUGCCGCUCCCAAAUUUUAUGUGUGUCCUGUAACCACAUGCAAAAAGACAUUCUUUGACAAUUCUAAACUCAGAAGACAUCAAUUGGUACACACUGGAGAGAAACCUUUCAAAUGCGAAUUGUGUUCAAAAGGUUUCUCCUUAGAUUUCAAUCUCAAAACUCAUAUGCGUACCCACACUGGAGAAAAACCCUAUGUCUGCAAAUAUCCCGAUUGCCAAAAGCGAUUUAGUCAGUCCAGCAAUCUCACAGCUCAUUUGAAAAAUCACCAGAAUCCUGAUUAUGCUGGUACUCAUUCGUAUAGACUAUAUACUUAGCAUCAGAGAGUGAAGAAGUUAUAGAGGAACUUGAAGAUGAAAUUGCCGAAGAGGAUGUUGAUUAAUGA
Messenger RNA from Paramecium octaurelia, 752 nucleotides. Lineage: Eukaryota; Ciliophora; Oligohymenophorea; Peniculida; Parameciidae. The record is from the annotation of a GenBank genome assembly.